CACAUCAGCCAUUCCUCUGCCCCGUCUCUCUCAUCUAACCACCUUCUGCUCCGCCGUCCACCGCCGCGGCUGCUGCUCUCCUUCCCCUCCCCUUAGGGUUUCUCCUUUCCCCCCAUAUUCCGAUCAUCUCUUCAUAAUCAGUUCACGCAUUUACGUAGUACAUCGAUAGAUUGCUUCGGUACGGACACGGCGAGUGUGUAUAUCUUCGUAUGAAUCUGUAGGCUGUAACAAGGGUUUCGUUUUCCGUUGUCCUUCUUCUUCAAUGGCGACGGCACCGGUGAAACCGCUGCAUAACUUCCCCGUCUCGCUGAAAUGGGGCAAAACGGCCACGCUCGCCGCCGGUGGUAGCAACAGCACCGGUCGUCCUGCUCCGCCGCCGCUACCGAACGAAUCGGAGACGGAUUCUGAUCCCGAUGCUUUCCGAAGGCAGCAUCGUCCGCCACCUCCGCCGCCUGCUGGUGCUGCCGUGACCACUCAUCGGGUCGGAUCCCGGUCCGUCAGGCAGCAGCGGUUCUCCUUCAGCUCGUGCUCGAGCAUACUCCAGAAGCAGCAGAUGACGACGGCGACGAUGGUCGAGAAGGAAGCGGCGGCGACGACGGAAGAGCAGCUGCGGAAGGGAGUCGUCGCGGUUCCGGAACGCAACAAGGAAGUGGAAACUGGCGGUGGAGGAGGAGAGGCGGAAGAAGUAGAAGAGGAAGGGAAUCAUCAGAGGCCAUGGAAAUUGAGGCCGAGAAGGGGCCUCUAUUGCUCCUCCGUCGGUGGCGGCGGAGGUGGUGACCCGAUGAUGCAGCAAUCGAAGGACAAACCGCAGCAACAAACACCGGCGAAAUCGAUGCGACUGAGAGGAUUGGCGGAGGAUGUUGGCGGCGGCGGCAGCGGCAGCGGAGGAGGAGGAGUGUCUUUUGAGAAGAAGGAGAAGAGGAAGUUCUGGAUUGCUCUGUCGAAGGAAGAGAUUGAGGAGGAUGUGUUUAUCUUGACCGGUUCCAGACCCUCCCGCCGGCCAAGGAAACGCCCCAAGAACGUCCAAAAAUCGGUUGAUAACGUCUUUCCUGGUUUGUGGUUGGUGGGAGCCACAGUGGAUUCAUACAGAAUUCCAGAGAGCCCGAUUAAGAGGUAGAGAUACCUAGAGCUUACAGGUGGUUGUUUUUGGGAGAGAGCUCUUUGGAGGUUAGAGAGGAGUUGCUUGCUAUGCUGCUCUCCAUGGCGGAUUUUGUGUAAAAAGAGGGUGCUAAAGAAAACUAGUCUCUUUGAUGCAUAGUGACUUAUUAGCUAUAGUUUGAUAUGCCAUUUUGUGCGGCUCCCUUUGCCAUGCCAUGCGAUGCAGAGCGGAGUGGACAGAGGUUUAUAGUCUUUUGCAGUGAUAGUAUAUUACAAUGUCGGGCAGAAUAUACAGGGAAAGGAAAAAUGGAUGCACAGGUGAAAGUUAAUGGCUUUUCUUUUAGUUUAGUUCUUCAGCAAAUGGGGAAUUGUUGUGUUUUCAGCUUGCUGAAUAUUUAUGUUACUUGCUUGGAGAUAUUGGCUGAUGAUGCCUUACCCUGGGUUCUUCUAAUGUUUUGGAGGACUUGUUAUUCAGUUCAGCUUAUCUGACAUUUUAGGGAGCAAGUAAUACCUCCAGUUGUUGAGCUGUUUAGUAGAUUUUGAAGUGUAGUGAUGUUUUCUUGCAAGGGGUUUGUAGGAUAUUGCUCUCUUAUUGGCCGUGCUCAUUUCGCAUUUUCAGUCUGCAAUAGUACCCUUCUUCUUGCUUCUCAGUCUGUCUUGCUAUCAGUUAUAGGGUGUGUAGGAAGAAGAGGUAGUAGGGUUGGACAUCAUUUGCUAGCUCUCUGAGGUUACAUGGUUGGUCUGCAUAAUUUGAUCCGGUAAGGAAUUGGUGGAUAGCAACAGUAUAGUGCUAGGCUUAAUCAAGUCUGUGUGGUUUCAGGGCUUUUGCUUAGUUCAUUUGCAUAACUCUGCUGCAUCAAAAACUUGAAUUCAUGGGAGUGCAGAAGAAGGGGGUUUGCAGUGUGUCCACAUUGAACUUUAUGUCCAGUUGCAGAAGAAGGGGGUUUGCAGUGUUUCUUCUCUCGUCUUGGCAUUGCUGCUUUUGACUAGGGUCUAGGGUUUGAUUAAGAAAAAUGACAUGGGUUCUAGGGUAUUUGGGCCUGGUGUUCAUAUCAACACUUUUUUAAUUUUGUGUAGGUUUUUCCCUAUCAGCAGCCGAAUUAUGCCAUGGGUUGAAGGUGCCGGUUUAGCAAGUGGGAUGGUUCGAUCGGUGGCACAUAUCGGUUUGUGCCGGUUCAUGUCGGUCAAUAUUACAAAUAAAAUUAUAAUUACUUAUAUUUAAACAUGAUAUUUAACGUCAAAACUUAAACAUUUAUACUUGAAUCCAACAAAUAACAUCAAUAUUUAAGUUUUAUACUCAUAAAAUAAAUAAUAAAUUUUUUUUUAUCAAUUAAACUCACUAAAAUAAGGCCAUUUUACUUAGAGAUUCGUAUAUCGAUCAUGUCGGUCAUACUCGUGAUGUCACGUCGGUUUUAUGACCGGUUUCAACCGGUGGCACGCCAACCAGCGUGAUAACCAUGCUUGGGUUGAAUCAAUUAAUGAUGGAUUUCAAUUUUCAAUUCAGGCUCCACUCAAACCUAUGAUUAAAAUUGAGUCGGGCCGAUUUUUUUUAUUUUUUUGUCUUAGAUAUUCACAAAAGAAAACAAAUAGAUACGAAUCAGAAGCUUUUUUAGGCAAUUGUUACAAGACAAAAUUAAAGAGGGCGAUGGUCAACCAUAGGUCAAGCCAUCGAUAAGAGAACAUUUUUUGUCACGCUGGUCAAAUUUCGUGUAAUACAGUUAUAUGGUCUAU
This is a messenger RNA of Linum trigynum, 2829 nucleotides long. The record is from the annotation of a GenBank genome assembly. NCBI's taxonomy places the organism in Eukaryota, Viridiplantae, Streptophyta, Magnoliopsida, Malpighiales, Linaceae.